Zootermopsis nevadensis is the source of this 3463-nucleotide messenger RNA. RefSeq names its product retinoblastoma binding protein 5 (gene Rbbp5). The record is from RefSeq and is a predicted model, not a curated record. Gene Ontology annotation, molecular function: protein binding. Gene Ontology annotation, cellular component: Set1C/COMPASS complex. Lineage: Eukaryota; Metazoa; Arthropoda; Insecta; Blattodea; Termopsidae.
AAAAUCCGAACUGUAUAAAUUUUGUUUCAAGCGUUAAAAUUAUAUUACUGAGUAGAACUAACUACAAAGAAUUCAACUAUCCCCUCCCCUCCACCACCUUCAACCCGUUCAACAUAGAGUACAAUAGCAUCAACUAUCGCCACCAUGUUUUCCUGUGUGUUGUGUUUAGGAAUCACGCGUUACCAACAUUAGAAUGAACAGAAGUGUUCGUCGUUUGUGGUUAGAAUUGUUAAGGGUGUAAAGCUUAGCCAUGAAUCUGGAACUCUUGGAAUCAUUUGGACAGAAUUAUCCAGAGGAAUUUGAUGGUGCUUUAGAUUGUAUAUCAUUGGCUGUAACAUGUGCAUUCAACAAACGAGGAACGUUGCUAGCGGUCGGAUGCAAUGAUGGUCGUAUUGUUAUUUGGGAUUUUCUUACAAGAGGAAUAGCAAAAAUUAUUAGUGCUCAUGUGCAUCCUGUAUGCUCAUUAAGCUGGUCGCGGAAUGGACACAAGCUUGUGAGUGCAUCCACAGACAACAAUGUGUGUAUUUGGGACAUCCUUUCGGGUGAAUGUGAGCAGAAGUACCGAUUUCCCUCACCGAUCUUGAAGGUUCAGUUCCACCCACGUAAUGACAAAAUAUUUUUAGUCUGUCCGAUGCGUCAUGCAGCUGUCUUGGUUGAUACUGAUGGAGACCACCAGAUUGUACCACUUGAUGAUGAUUCAGAUCUGAACAUUGUUGCUUCCUUUGAUCGUCGGGGACACUAUGUAUAUACUGGCAAUGCAAAGGGGAAGGUUCUUGUUCUGUCAACCAGUGAUCUAGUCCUCAAGGCUUCAUUUAAAGUGACACAAGGAACAACAAGUGCAACGGCAGUGAAGAGCAUAGAGUUUGCUAGGAGAGGAGAUUGUUUCUUGAUCAACACGGCAGAUCGUGUGAUCCGAGUUUAUGACAGUAAGGAGGUGCUGACGUGUGGUAAGGAUGGUGAACCAGAGCCUAUUCAGAAGCUGCAGGACUUAGUUAAUAAAACUAUGUGGAAGAAGUGUUGCUUCUCUGGCGAUGGAGAAUACAUAUGUGCAGGAUCAGCAAGACAGCAUGCUCUCUAUGUAUGGGAGAAGAGCAUUGGCAAUUUGGUCAAAAUCCUGCAUGGAACAAAAGGAGAAUUACUCUUAGAUGUAGUGUGGCACCCAGUGAGACCAAUUAUUGCAUCAAUCUCAAGUGGUGUUGUGUCUGUGUGGGCUCAGAAUCAGGUAGAGAACUGGUCAGCUUUUGCCCCAGACUUCAAGGAACUUGACGAGAAUGUGGAGUAUGAAGAGCGUGAAUCAGAAUUUGAUCUGAGUGAUGAAGAUAAAUCUGUUGAGCUUGGCCCUGAAAAACAGGAGGAUGACUUGGAGGUUGAUGUAUCAACAAUAGAACCGGUAGCUGCUUUCUGCAGUUCAGAUGAGGAGACUGAAGAUAUAGGAGCUCUCCAGUUUCUGCCAAUUGCUCCUGAGGUGGAGGACCCAGAGGAAGGAUGGGGUGCACCUCCUGGAACAGCACCCCUUUCUGACAUGCAACUAGAUGACAAGCAGCAGCGCAGCAAUAGCUCCAAGGAAAAUAACUCUCCUGCGCCAAAACGAAGGAAAUUCCGAUCUUUUGACAUUCAACUCCAUGGUGCACCUACUGAUGAACUUCACCCAUUACUGAGCAACAGGGCCAAAGAUAAACAACAGUCUGGAGGAAAGAAAGCUGCUGGUAGGCCACGGACUGACGACAGAAAACGAUCUAAAUGAAUCAAAAUUGAAACGUGUUUAAUAAUUUGUAACAGAUUCUUUAAUCUCGUGGUGGAACGCUUCAAGUCCUGCCCUGCUGUAGUGCCAUGAAGAUGCACAUCGUGUACUGCUUACUCCAACAUCAUAUGAUGGAAAUCUGAGGGAGUGUAACUGAUGAAUAAAAUGUGAAAAUACUACAGUGAACUUCAAAGGAAAUAUUGACAUAAUUGAAUGUAGUUUAGACAAGAAUUUUGAGGUUACUCACUUAAUAAACUUUCCAAGUGUUUCUAAAUAUUGUUAUAAUGAUUCCUAUUAACUUCAUUAGUAAGGCCACAUCCAAGUCUGAAUUUGUUCUGUGAUUCAUGAUGCCACUCAGUAGAAAGUAAAAUAGCAAUGGCUUAAGUUUCCUCUCAAGACAGAAUUCCAAAGUUCUUAAAAAUGAAAGUAAAGGAAAAUGCCAUGUAGGAGACUGAGAUAAAGAUGGCAACAGCAGGUUAGAAAAGAUGUUGCACAUCACAAAUUCAUCCACCAGAUCAGACUGUCAAUCAGCAGUAUUAUACAUGUAUCUACAGAGAAAUUCCUGACAAAUGUUGAAAUGCAGACUGGUUUGUUCAUUGUGAUGAUGCAUACCUUGUAUGUCCAACAUUUAAUGCAUGGAAACAAAAUGGCUGUGGUCCUCCACCCUCCUUACUAUCCAUACUUGAGUCUUGGGCAUUUUUGUUUCCAAAGAUGAAGCUGUUGCUAAACUGCAAUCAAAGGUUGUGUUGCAUAAUAACACUGACUUGUUCUUGAUCAUUUGUUUAUGAUAAUGCAGUGCUGUAAAAAGUGGGCUAAAUUGUGGUUGAGAAGUCAGACUGGUGAACUACUACUAGCAAUUAAUGUGUGUUAAGACUGGCGUACUUCCUGAAACUAGGCUACAGCACUGACAAAAAGAAAACUUCAAUAAUACAGCUUCAGUUGUCUUCAUUCAUUAUGUUAAUAGUUGAUACACUACAUGUGAGAUUUGAGAUAUUUAUUCAUGAUUGUGGUUUUAUGGGUUAUGGCACCCUAUAAUCAUGGAGGUGGUUACCCAUCUUCAUUAAUCUACCCUGAUGAUGGAGGUGAAAGUUGCUGUGAAAUGUAGGAAACCACCUAUAAGAAUAUAUGACAUCAUCCACAAGAUCACAAUCCUGCAAUUUUUCUGUAAUUGUAAGGAAUGGUUGACUCAAAUUGGACAGUGGGAGCACUCCUUCAUUAAUUCAUUCAUUAAGACACAUUUCAAAUCAUCUUAUUCUGUUAUUUCAUUUUUUCUAGUGCAGGGAUACAUAUCAAUAAACACUUCAUCACACAUAAGAAGAGGAGUGGAGUGUUCAUGUUAACUGUGUUGGCCUGAAAAGCAAAAAUAAAGUCUUCUGUCUUACUUUCAUGGUUCACUGGUAUAUCAUACACUGGAACACAGCAGAAUUGAUCAGAUGAAUUGCAUUAUAAGCCAGCUAGUUAAGGUUUAUGUUUGUGGCACUGAUUCCAGAAGGGAACAUUUUCAUCACGGAUCCCUUGUGCCCAAAACAAUAAGAGCACUAGCAUAUGUAGUGAAAUCAUUACAGUGAAAAUGUGUCCCACAUUUCCUAACAUUCAAACUACAAAGUACUGAAAAACUAUGCACUGGUCACUAUUGCUGGGAAGGUUAAAAAUGCUUCUCAAUUAAAGAAUGGAUCAUUGUUGGUAGAACUGCACAAUAAAAAGCAAGCUCAAUUACUGUUA